This is a messenger RNA of Scleropages formosus (Asian bonytongue), 1438 nucleotides long. RefSeq names its product glycolipid transfer protein-like. Bases 123 to 761 code for a protein of 212 amino acids. Gene Ontology annotation, biological process: intermembrane lipid transfer; ceramide transport. Lineage: Eukaryota; Metazoa; Chordata; Actinopteri; Osteoglossiformes; Osteoglossidae. The record is from RefSeq and is a predicted model, not a curated record. The transcript is spliced from 6 exons. Gene Ontology annotation, cellular component: cytoplasm; membrane; cytosol. Gene Ontology annotation, molecular function: ceramide 1-phosphate transfer activity; ceramide 1-phosphate binding.
UUUCUCUUCACCUGAAGGGACGCGCACUCCGCCAAAUGCUGAAGCGAUACUGUCGCUAAGCGAGAUAAGUUCCGCUUUCAUUUUAGAAAAUCGCUUUGGAGAUAAAACUGAUUCUGUGAGCGAUGGCGCUUUUAAUGGAUCAUCAGUUCACUGAGCUACGAGCUGAUGGGCAAGUGGAUACCAAGUCGUUUCUGGAAUCGGUCUCUUACCUCCCGCCCUUCUUCGACUGCCUUGGCUCCAAGGUGUUUGCACCGAUUAAAGCAGAUAUUGCUGGAAAUGUCACGAAAAUCAAGGCUGUGUACGACACUGAUCCGGCACGGUACGAAACCCUACAGCAGAUCCUGGAGGUGGAGAAGGAAGUGCAUCCAAAAGAGUGGCCCAAAGUGGGAGCAACAUUGGCACUGAUGUGGCUGAAGAGGGGCCUUCGGUUCAUCCAGAUUAUGCUCCAGAGCCUUGUAGAUGGUGAGAAGGAUGACAAGAACCCUAAUCUGAUUCGGGUCAAUGCUACCAAGGCGUAUGAGACGGCACUGAAGAGGUACCAUGGCUGGCUGGUUCAGAACCUUUUUAAGGAAGUUGAUGGAGGAGGAAAGGUUUAUGAGAAAGAGCAGCACUGUAUGCUGCACCGUAUAAGACAGAUUUCCUCAAAGCCCUGUCCAAAGGUCAGGAGGUCAAGGAGGAAGACUGCUUGCAGCAGAUCCAACAAUUCCUGGUCAAUUUUACAGCCGCUGUGGAUGCCAUUUACACCAUGUUCAACACAAUGAACGCAGAACUGGACUACACUGUGUGAGCACUGCGUUCCUUCCAGACUUUAUCCUGCUUCAAUUAGCAUCGAUUGCUUCCUCAUCGUGCCUCAGGUUAUAGUUGUGGAGCCCUACACAUUUCGGAGCUGCCCAGCUCUAUUUUCACUGUACGUGGGUGUUAGUGGUGGUAGUGUCGCUCUUUAGCCGAAGGUCUACCACUGUUCACAUUCAUUUGCCAGCUUGUCUUCGCCCAUCUGACUCCCCCAUGUUUCGCCUGCUGUAGAAGGUACCAGCUCCCAAGAAUACUAUAAACUAGGGGUACAAGAACUGAAUUGGUACAAAAAGCAAAACUUGAAUUUUAACUUGAAUGGGGCUGUAGUUGAAAUGUGAGGUGUUUUUAAAAAAUGACAGUUGAAGUGUGUGGUAAUUGAGUACUUGUUGUUUUUAAUAUUUGAAAUGUUAAAUUAUUAAAUUUUUUUGGAGUAACUGGAGUUAUAGAAAUUAGAGAAAAAAUCCUUCACAAUGGACAUAAUAUCCUAAAAGAACCUCAGCUAUCACCAUAAGCAGAACUUAUACCAGGAGUGGAUGGUCUGUUUCUCAGUUAGGGAAAGUCAGCUGUUGAUGUUGAGUUUUUGAGGAACAUUAAUACCUGUUGCAGUACUUGUGGUCAGUCCCAAUAUCUUCUUUUUUUUUUUUUU